AUGAGAAAGAGAGGAAUAGGUGGAUUGGGCAAUCAGUUGUGGGAUGAACAAACUAUUGAAGACACAAGUCGAGGCCUGGAAGGGGCAGCGGAAGUUUCCAGAGCGACAACAGGCAUCUCCAUGAAGUCUCGCUUGGUGGUGCUGGUUGUGCUGGUGGUACUGGUGGUACUGCUAGGGCUCCCCAACUUUGUCAUAAUGGCGAGAGCUUCACCAACAGCAGCCAAUCACUCGUCGUUCGACUCAUUAUCAGCAGAAUCCCUUAUGGGUUCCAAUCAAUCUAUGAACAGUUCGUGUCAAGACUAUCCUGCUGCCUACUUUGAAGAGCUUCUGGCGUCGAUUCGAUCCGCGAAUGAAUCCACAAUUAGUAGUGAUAGCCGCAGUCCAUCGCCACUGUGCGUGACAGAUGUAGUUCCACUCGACAAAUGUCGGUGCUUGAAUCCCUUUAUACCAACACCUCAAGAUCCCAGCAAGGUUCGAACGUGGCGUGAUAUAUCCAAAAUGAACAGCAACCUCAUUCAGAACAACUACACAUCGAGACACAUCCAACCUGAUUUUGUCAUUUAUGGGGAUUCCAUCACGGAGCGUCUAUUGGGACGAUUCUUUGGCAACUAUGGACCCAAAAUGAUAGACUAUGCUCACAUGACGUUUCAACACAUGACCAAGGAUGGAGGAGCUCACAUCAAUGGGCUUCCUCUGGGAAUUAGUUCGGAUGAGAUUUCACACCUCUUGUAUCGUCUCCAGAACGGUGAACUGCCAUUCGACCUACAACCUCAUUCUGCUUGGUGGAUCUUGGUUGGUACCAAUGAUCUAAAAGCUGGAUGUUCCGUGGAAAGUAUUGUUGCGGGGAAUAUCCGCAUUGUCCAAGAACUUCAACGACAUGCCGAAAAACGCGUCACAAAAGCGGCCGUACAUGUGCCGAUCGUGAUCAACUCGAUACUACCCAGAGGUCGUCAACCAUUGUUACUUUCUCGCAAUUCCAUGUGGCGAAUGAUACAUGACAUCAAUCAGCAAUUGGAGUGUUAUGCCUCCAUCACUCCACACAUAUUCUUUGCCAAUGUCACUGGCAUGUUUGUACAAAUGCAAAGCGGCGGAAAUCAGCCAAUGGUCCAUCCGGAAAUGUUCAUCAAAGACAAUCUGCAUCCAUCCGUGGAAGGUUCGCGCAUGUGGGAAGACUACAUGGUGGCACAAGUCCUGUCGAUGGCUGGAUCCAGGUAG
This is a messenger RNA of Seminavis robusta, 1215 nucleotides long. Lineage: Eukaryota; Bacillariophyta; Bacillariophyceae; Naviculales; Naviculaceae. The record is from the annotation of a GenBank genome assembly.